CUACAGCUGUCAAUAGGAAUACAAUCCAUAGAUUUUGUGACUACAUUCAGUCAGGAGUUUGAAUUUCUUUGAUAUAUGAGUUUGCUACACAUAAUUGCAGGAUUUGGAGGAUUCUAGGGCAGUUUCGCCAUGACUCGGGAGAAAGACGGCACAUCGCCUUAUCAGCAUCCAAGCGAUAUCGAAGCUUGCAGUACGCCAGAUGCCUCAAAAUCUGACAACGAUGCGGGUCCAACUUCUGCUUUCAAGCAGCUCGCCCUUCUAGAUCAAUUCCUUGCAGUCUGGAUCUUCCUGGCUAUGGCUAUUGGCAUCAUCCUUGGUAACUUUGUUCCCAACACGAGCAAAGCUCUGGACAAAGGAAAAUUCGUCGGCGUAUCGGUGCCUAUAGCAAUCGGCCUGCUAGUCAUGAUGUAUCCCAUUCUGUGUAAAGUGCGAUUCGAGACUCUCCAUCGGUCAUUCCGCGAAAAAGCACUCUGGAUCCAAGUCGCAUUCAGUAUCCUUGUGAACUGGAUUAUAGCGCCUCUAUUCAUGCUUGCCUUAGCAUGGGCGUUCCUCCCCGACGAACGAGGACUUCGAGAAGGUUUAAUCCUAGUCGGCAUCGCACGGUGUAUUGCAAUGGUCCUUGUCUGGACUGGUCUUGCAGGAGGAGACGGUGAAUACUGUGCGAUUCUGGUCGCAAUCAACUCGAUCCUGCAAAUGGUUCUAUUUGCUCCACUCGCGAUUUUUUUCAUUCGAGUCAUCGGAGAUGGAGACGACGGUCUGACCAUUGAGUAUUCGUUGGCCGCAAAGAGUGUUGGUGUGUUCCUUGGUAUACCGCUGGGAGCAGCCAUUGUCACCCGCUUCGCUUUAAGGUUCCUCAUCAGCGAUGAAUGGUACGACAGAACCUUCGUGAAGCUGAUCAGCCCGCUAUCUUUGAUCGGUCUUCUGUUCACGAUCCUGGUACUCUUUGCUUCCCAAGGCAGGCAAGUCGUCCAUCAGAUUGUAUCAGUCGUUCGAGUCGCCGCUCCGCUCAUCGUUUACUUCGCCGUCGUUUUCCUCAUCACCCUCCUAGUAACGCGCCGGUUGGGCUUCGGUUACAAGCUGUCAUGCACACAAAGUUUCACGGCGGCGAGCAACAACUUUGAGCUUGCAAUCGCAGUAGCAAUUGCAACAUUUGGUGUCGACAGCGACCAAGCGCUAGCCGCCACAGUCGGUCCUCUCGUCGAAGUUCCCGUGCUCUUGGCGUUGGUAUAUGUCGUCAGGUGGUUUGCCAGGCGACAGCAAUGGAAAUGACGAGAAAUUUUGACACAUGCACUUGUACAUAAUGCGAUAAUGCCUCGAUAACGGAUAAUAAUAGUAAGCAAGCCCAUCAGUGGUUGCUAAUUUCGUCUAGAACCUGAAACAAAAUCUGAUUCUGCACCCUACAUCCUUCUUCGGUUGUGAGGCCUUUGGAGAAGCCCGCCCAUAGCCUCUUGCGAAUUUCCGUGAUGUCCAUGCCGCGAGUGUUGUAUUGCUGGAUCAGUUCAUCCGCUAUUGCACAGAGUGUAGUAUUGAGGGGGUCCCC
Molecule: messenger RNA, 1540 nt
Organism: Aspergillus novofumigatus IBT 16806
Lineage: Eukaryota; Fungi; Ascomycota; Eurotiomycetes; Eurotiales; Aspergillaceae
Product: arsenic resistance protein
Exons: 4
Coding region: 130-1269 (379 amino acids)
Biological process (GO): antimonite transmembrane transport; arsenite transport
Cellular component (GO): plasma membrane
Molecular function (GO): arsenite transmembrane transporter activity; antiporter activity; antimonite transmembrane transporter activity
Source: RefSeq, a predicted model, not a curated record